Saccostrea cuccullata (small rock oyster) is the source of this 884-nucleotide messenger RNA. RefSeq names its product probable tRNA(His) guanylyltransferase. Bases 3 to 569 code for a protein of 188 amino acids. Gene Ontology annotation, molecular function: tRNA guanylyltransferase activity; magnesium ion binding. The transcript has 4 exons. The record is from RefSeq and is a predicted model, not a curated record. Gene Ontology annotation, biological process: tRNA modification. Lineage: Eukaryota; Metazoa; Mollusca; Bivalvia; Ostreida; Ostreidae.
UUAUGGAUUUAUUUCUUUGCAGUAAAAUAAUGAGUAAUGUUGUCAGUCUGUUCACCUCAUCCUAUGUAUUCUACUGGCCCCGAUACUUCAACACCCAGUCCAUGCAGUAUCCACCAGCCUUUGAUGGGCGCGUUGUCUUGUAUCCUAGUGAUAAAAAUCUCAGAGACUAUCUCUCAUGGAGACAAGCAGACUGUCACAUCAACAAUUUAUACAACACAUGUUUCUGGAAGCUGGUCCAGGAAAGAGGCUUGACCCCUGCCCAAUCUCAGGAAAGGUUAAAGGGGACCUUGUCAAGUGAUAAAAAUGAGAUAUUAUUCAAUGAAUUUAACCUGAACUACAAUAACUUGCCAGAAAUGUAUAGGAAGGGGACAGUGAUUAUUCAUCAAAAGGAAAAAGAGCUGGACUCGAAUUCUUUGUCCCCAGUGGAGAGAAGUCCUCGAAACUCUGUGUCGUUUAGUUCCCAAGGCGAUUAUAUUCCUCGGACACGGGUCCAAAUACUCCAUUGUGACAUCAUUAGUGAAAAAUUCUGGACCGAACAUCCUCAGAUUCUAGAUGGAAUCAAAAAAUAGUUAAUGCACUUGACAGUAAAAGGGAGAGAAUUCUGCAGCUUUAAAAUGUUUGAAAUGCAUGUCAGAUGUAAAAGUGGUCAGAGAGGUGGAAGUGAAAAAUUAGUGUUAACCUAGGCAGCCACUUUGACUGUGAGUGAUGCAUUAUGUUCAUUGUGGGGGAGCCAUUUUUUUGUCUCAUUUUGUCAAAGUUUAUAUUAAACUUCCUUGUAUUUAUUUUAAUGUGACGUUAUACUCAAUUACGCAAUAUUGUUGACAAAGUUUCUUCUGUACCUUCUGUAUCUUAAUAUAUGAAAUAUAAAUUUAUGUGAAUCAUCA